This is a messenger RNA of Beta vulgaris subsp. vulgaris (sugar beet), 1313 nucleotides long. RefSeq names its product protein FAR1-RELATED SEQUENCE 5-like. The record is from RefSeq and is a predicted model, not a curated record. Lineage: Eukaryota; Viridiplantae; Streptophyta; Magnoliopsida; Caryophyllales; Amaranthaceae. The transcript has 2 exons. The coding region runs from base 209 to 1159 and encodes 316 amino acids.
AAAGAAUAACUACCCUUAGAUUAGAUCCUGUCAAGGGCCAAGAUUAAGUAACUAAUGUUAACUUUAAACUACCUGUUUUCAUCCUUUCCAUGCAAAACCUAAUUUUGUUCUCUCUCCUCUUCUCUCUCUCUUCCAAAAACGUCUGUAUGAUCCCUCCCAUCUCUAACUACACAUAUCUCCUAUCAUAUUCUUUUUGUCAAGAAAUUUCAUGAAAUCCAUUACCGCAUCGCAUGAAGAGGCAGGAACUAGUAACUCUACGCAAAGCAUAAACAUUGCCUCAUUAAAUCUGUCUACACCACCUAAGAAAAGUACGAACAUCACCCCAUGCGGAGAACAUGAGUUCACUCGAGUUGUUCCAGCAGAAUUAAUUCCUAAAGUUGGGCAGAUAUUCGACAGUCUUAAAGAUGCAAUAGACUUUUAUAAUAUAUAUGCUGUGGCAUGUGGAUUUGAUACUAGAAUGUCUACCGAGACUCGAGCAAAGGAUGGCACUAUUGUAUUCAAAUACAUUUUGUGUAACAAGCAAGGAGUGAAGGCAGUGGCUGCAGCAAAUCACACAACUAAUAUUGAGUCGAUUGAGCCAAUUUCCCCAACUCAAAAGAGGAGGAGAAAACUUACACGGGUUGGUUGCAAAGCCAAGAUUGUUUUCCGACUUCAUGAGAAAAGGAAGUAUCGAGUAUGGUCUUUUCAUGAAGGACAUAACCACAAGCUACUAAGUCCUGAAGAAGGACAAUUCCAAAAGUUGAAAAGAAAUUUGACGAUGUAUCAAAAAAAAAUGAUAAUUGAUAACUCUAAACUCAACAUUGGAGCAACAAAGACGUACCGAAUGUAUAAGGAGAAGGUUGGUGGUUAUGAAAAUGUUGGAGCAACUGUUGGCGACUUCAAAAACUUUGCACGGGAUGUUAGAGCAUACAUUGGAGAACAUGAUGCUGAUAUGUUUAUAAGCACCUUAAGUACACAAAAGGAGAUGAAUAGUGGAUUUUUCUUUGACUAUGUAGCUAAUGCGAAAGAAGGUUUGCAUAGAGUGUUUUGGGCCGAUGCUUUGUGUAGGAGAAACUACUUUGCUUUUGGAGAUGUUGUCUCGUUUGAUGCUACGUAUGGAACAAACAUGUACAACUUGGUAUUCUGCCCAUUUACAGGGAUUGACCAUCAUAAAAGAUAAUUCAUAUAACUCUUAUGACUACUAAAAUACUCUUGCAACUCUAAUUAGUAAUUCAUGUAACUCUAAUCAAAUACUCUUGUAACUCUAAUCAAAUAAUCUUGUAACUCUAAUGAAAUACUCUUGUAACUCUAAUUAGUAAUGCAUAUAACUCUAA